CUGCACCUGUUCCUGUCUGUUAUGAAAACUGUGACAUAGAUGCAAUUCCUUUCUCAAAUCAAACAAUGGCUGAUUCUUUGGACCGUGAUGCAAGUAUUGUUAUAGCCUGUAACACGGGCUACUCUACCGGAAUGAGCAUUCUAACAGAGCUCACGUGUGAUAACGGGACACUUUCUGCACCUCUUCCUGUCUGUUAUGAAAACUGUGACAUAGAGGCAAUUCCUUUUUCAAAUCAAACAAUGGCUGAUUCUUUGGACCAUGAUUCAAGUAUUGUUAUAGCCUGUAACAUGGGCUACUCUGCCGGUAUGGACAAUCUAACAGAGGUCAUUUGUUAUAACGGGACCCUUUCUACACCUAUUUCUGUCUGUUAUGAUAUCAACGAAUGUACAUCGGGCAUCGAUGGCUGUGACGUAAACGCCCGGUGUGUGAACAACAUAGGAAGUUAUACCUGUGAAUGCCAAGAUGGAUAUGAUGGCAAUGGACUUUCUUGCAAUGAGCGUAUUUACAUCGAUUAUGGAUCCGGGUUUGACCGGUCACUAGAAUAUGUUCAAUCCAGCGAUCUAGCGUGGUUUACUGUAAGACUGGAUACAGGGUUUCCUAUCAGCUAUGGUCAACUAUACACCUACAUAAGUUGUACAUCAACGGGCAUGAUUCAUUUUUCGAACUACUAUCCACAUAGCUAUAACCUGUACAAGUACAUCAACCCGUCCUUAUAUAACCUUUAUGAUAUCUACCGCGAUCCAUCUAUUGCGGUAUUUGGUUCACCGGUCGACCUUUACCGCGGCAAUCCAAGGAUCUAUUAUCAGGUAUACGACAUCAACAGAGGAUAUGAAAAUUCAGCUGCUCUACUUGCAGCGAUACAAGAAAGACUGUAUGCAUCUUUGUCCCUUCCGGCAGGGUUAGAGUCCUUCCGGUUCAUCAAUGGAAUCAACUUCAUUUGCAAGGUCACGUGGGAAAAUUUGCAACCUCAGGGGUCGGUGCCAGGACAGGAGACUGUAACCUACCAAGCUGUUCUCUUCACUGACGGAAGAAGAAGUGGUGUACUGACAAUGUACCAGCGAGGCAGUUUCAACUGGAAUCCGAUCUCUAAGUCAGUACCGGCUAGAAUCGGUGUCAGCACCAGGCAUAAUUGGUAUAACGCCUAUGAAGGAAACUCUCUAGCUGUAAUGUAUGAAAGCUAUCGUCCUGAUCUUAGAGUUGGCAACACUGGUCUGCUGGGCCGAGACAUCUACCGUCUUGAUUCGAACCCUGACUGGUACAUCAACCCACGCCGAUACUGUCAAGAUUGGUACAGCGAUGAUCUGAGCAGGCCAUCCUGGGCACCGUGGGCAGAGCCGUGUCCCUGUACUCGCUGGCAGGCCCAGAUUGAUGGAAGGUUUACUCGCUGCAACUACCCAAUCUACGGCUACGGUUAUGGCUACGGGUAUGGCUACGGGUAUGGCUACGGUUAUGGCUACGGAUACGGUUACGGCUCUGUGGGACUUCCUAGUUAUUAUUUCGACAGAAGAGCGACUACCUGUUAUCAGCCUCGAUGGCCCAGAUUUGGAGGUGGAUACAGAUGUACCUAUGAGUUCUCUGCUUUGAUCAGGGGCUAUAGAAGUCUUUGGCGGUCCAGCCACUACCAAGCAGUCAUGCCACCGAACGCUAGAUUCUUCUCAUUCUUCUAUUACUCCCUUAGUUACUAUUAUGCAUGGAUUGAGAGAGAUGUCUUACCCCGUUUCUACUGCUGUGGACUUGCUGGUGGAAAUUUCUGUAGUCUUUACGAGCGACGUCGUCCACGUGCUCACUGCUUUGGUUACAGACGACCAUGGUUGGGAUGGUUUUGGGGUGACCCGCAUAUCAAUACUCUCGAUGGGAGGAAAUACACCUUCAACGGCCUGGGUGAAUACAUUACGUUAUCUUACAGUCACGGUGAUCCAUUCGUUUUACAAUCAAGAACUGGCAAGGCUUUUAACAACAGUGAACCCGUUGAACACGGAACGGUCUUCAUUGGGUUCGCUGCUACACAAGAUAUCACAAAGGUCGAGUUCCAGCUGAACGACAACAGGACAGAAAUGAGUAUUCUCGUUAAUGGUUCCUCCAUUAAUAUGACAGACUUCCUAAAUGAUGGAUAUGACUCGCAGGAUCCGACUUUCAUCUUAUCCUCGGAUAAUGAGACCGAAUCCGAGGAUGAGAUCAAGGCCACAGCUCUCUUUCAACCAGAAGGCUAUUCGAGUACGUCCUUCACAGUGAACUUUAAGAAUGGGAUCUUGGAUAUAAGCGUCAUGGUUCCGCCUGAGUAUUCUGAGAACGCAACAGGGAGGGGUCUGCUUGGUAAUGUCAAUGGAAAUAGAUCGGAUGAUUUUCUUUUACGGAAUGGAACGUUACUUACCGAUCAACCCGGGAGAAAUUUAACAGAAGAAGAAAUAUUCCAAUUUGGACAAUCAUGGAUGAUUACGGAGAACGAGUCGCUGUUUGAAUACGGUGAUAGGGACUGGAAUUACUAUAACCCAAGUAACUACACACCAAUGUUCUUAGACGCCCUGCUCGCCCUCGACCCAGACAGGACCAGUAAGGCCCGGCAGACUUGCGGGGAUGACGAAGCAUGCCUCUUCGACUUCCUCGCCGUCAACCCCGAAUUGGGAAUGCAGACGAUGGACACCGGUAACCAACUUGACAACGAUCUUCUAAACCUUGAUAACUUCCCUCCGAAUAUAACAAGUGUGACAGAGCUGACAGAAACAGAUGGACUUCAAGAGGAUAAUGUUCUUUUUGUGCAAGUGGGCGUGAAUAUUACCUUAGAGAUUACUGCACAGGACCCUAACAAUGAUGAUGACGUAUAUUUCACUUUCAACGAUACAACUCCAGAUGGCGCCAAUAUCAGUUCAGAUGGCAUAUUCACCUGGACACCCACUGACCUGAACGUCUCCUCCAUCGAGAUCAUCGCCAUGGACAACCGAGGCGCGGAGACCUCUUUGUCGUACAAGGUCCUCAUCUGCCACUGCGAGAACGAUGGAGAGUGUGACUUCGAGAGCCAGGCCGAGGGACAGGACCUCAAUGCUAAUGGCUUUGCUGUGGUCACGUGCAAUUGCACUGAAGGAUGGUCAGGUGAGCACUGUGACGUAGACUAUGAUGCAUGUGAGGGUAGCGGGCCUUGUCAUGAGGGGGUUAUCUGCUACGAUGAGCCUCCAUCUUCAGAUCAAGAAUACAGAUGCGGGCCAUGCCCUCCUCAACUAACAGGAGACGGGAGUAAUUGCUUCGACUUCAACGAAUGUGCUGAAAAUGACACCAACGAAUGUGACCAGAUUUGUGAAAAUGAAUUGGGUUCCUACACAUGCUCUUGUGAACCGGGCUACAGGCUUGGCCUUGAUCAACGUUCCUGUACUGAGAUAUUCUGUACUGAAGAAUUGAUGAAUUCCACGGGAUCUGAAAACUGUACUUGCGAGCCAGGCUUUGAACUCAUAAAUGGAUCAUGUAUAGAUUUUAAUGAAUGUCUAGCUGCUGUCGACCAGUGCCCGCCUGAUAUAUCUACUUGCAACAACAUACCAGGAGAUUAUAAUUGUACUUGCCAUUCAGGAUACGAAAACAUGUCUCCAAAAGAGUGUCAAGAUAUUGACGAAUGUGAACGUGACUUGGAUAAAUGCAACAGGACUGAAUUCAACUGUGUGAACUUUCUGAGUAACUUCUCAUGCGUGUGCAAGGAUAAUACAACAGAAAUCAAUGGAGUUUGUCUAGGUGCAUUGACGCUGUCAUUCAACGUUCGUUUUUCGUUUAUCAAUGGGCUUAGCACUGUUAGCUACCCGGAG
Messenger RNA from Lytechinus variegatus (green sea urchin), 3785 nucleotides. RefSeq names its product mucin-like protein. The annotation marks the transcript as partial. Gene Ontology annotation, molecular function: calcium ion binding. The record is from RefSeq and is a predicted model, not a curated record. Gene Ontology annotation, biological process: cell-matrix adhesion. NCBI's taxonomy places the organism in Eukaryota, Metazoa, Echinodermata, Echinoidea, Temnopleuroida, Toxopneustidae. The transcript is spliced from 24 exons.